AUGGCGGAAAGACGUCCGUUCCAAUCUUCAGACCCUAACCAGAGCCCUACGUUAUACAUUGCAGGAUGGUACUUCUUUUCCAUGUCAAUCUCGGUUUAUAACAAGUGGAUGUUUGGAAGUGGGCUUGAUUUUAAGUUUCCCUUGUUUGUUACAGCAUUUCACCAGUUAUGUCUAUUUUGCAUGUCUGCACUGGUGCUAUAUUUCCGCCCUAUGCUUCGUCCCACGAUCAACGGAUCGAUAUCAAACUUCUGGGCCUCCUUGGCUAUAUCACCAGGCAACUAUGCCCGUCAAAUCUUACCGUGUGGGUUCACAUCGGCUGGAGAUAUCGGUUUGAGUAAUGUUUCCUUCAGCUACAUCUCAUUAUCGCUUUAUACCAUGCUCAAAACGUCCAGUCUCAUAUUUGUUUUGAUCUUUGGUCUAAUAUUCCGCUUAGAGCGUUUCAACUGGCGUUUAAUAAUUAUUGUGGUAGUCAUGACUGGGUCAGUAAUGAUGAUGACCCAGAAGCCACAGUCUAGCACUCCUUCUGAAGACACCAGUGAAGACGACCACAACCCCAUUGGCAUUGUGCUAGUGAUGGCUGCAUCUGCCAUUUCUGGCUUGCGCUGGUCUUUCACCCAGUUAUUGCUCAAGAAAAACGAUUACACCAAGCAUCCAAUACUGACGAUCUUUUACAUCUCGCCUUCAAUGAUUGUUAUAUUACUUUUAACCGCUCUCGUGGUAGAGAAGUGGUCAGCAUUCGUUUCCCUGCCUAUAUGGGCAAUCCAUGGAGUUGCUGGAGUUCUAGGAUUGAUGGUGGUCCCUGGAUUCCUAGCAUUCAUGAUGACCUUAUGCGAAUUUAAGCUUUUAUCUGUCGCUCAGGUUUUAACGUUAUCUAUUGCCGGUAUAUUUAAGGAGCUUCUUACAAUUAUGCUCGGUCUGAUUUUAUUCGGAGACAGGCUUAGCCCGCUCAAUUGUGUCGGUUUGGUGAUUACUUUUCUCGACAUACUAUGGUACAAUUAUUAUAGAUACCAAGAGACAGAAGCGUCCACGAAGCAGAACAGUAAUGGAUACACAACUAUUCCCGCAUCAGCCCUGACGAACUUGGGUUAG
This is a messenger RNA of Candidozyma haemuli, 1089 nucleotides long. RefSeq lists its product as uncharacterized. The transcript has a single exon. Gene Ontology annotation, cellular component: endoplasmic reticulum-Golgi intermediate compartment; cis-Golgi network; Golgi apparatus. The record is from RefSeq and is a predicted model, not a curated record. Bases 1 to 1089 code for a protein of 362 amino acids. Lineage: Eukaryota; Fungi; Ascomycota; Pichiomycetes; Serinales; Metschnikowiaceae. Gene Ontology annotation, biological process: UDP-glucose transmembrane transport. Gene Ontology annotation, molecular function: antiporter activity.